AUGCAUUCAAAGAGGUAUUUUAUUCAAAAAAACAAAGAGUGCAAUGCAAUGCAGUUUUUGGUUAUUGUUACAAGUCUGUUUGCACCCUUUCUGGCAGUUAAGUCAGAUUCAAGCAUUUAUGGUAGCUGGGAACCGGUUAUUCCAAGAAGUGAUGGUGGUGCUGUUGGUCAAAGUUUAGGUAUGCAAACUGUUCACAGUGUGCUGUUACCCUCUGGUAAAGUUCUCAUGACAAGCGGUAGUAGUUGGCGCAAUCUUGGACCCGUUGAGUUUUAUCCUGAUUUUCCGAAUCCAAAAGCAGGUCGGGGAAUCUGGAACAAAGAUCAAGAUCCAUUUCAUAAUUCAAAACUAGACGAAUAUUAUCAGUUGGUUAAUAAUGCUGGUGUUUAUGAUCCGAAAGAAAACACAUUUUAUCGUAUUUCACACCCAACCCCGGUUGAUGAUCCUUUAGUUAAAGAUCAUUUUGCACCAAACGAUUUGUUUUGUACAGGUCAUCAACAUCUCCCUGAUGGAAAUAUACUAUUUGCUGGUGGCACGCAGUACUAUUAUCCGUAUCGCACGGGACACCGUGCAACGUAUAUAUUUGAUUGGAAAAAGGAGCUAAAUAUUACAUGGUCAACAGUUGACUGGCGUCUGAUCCCAGAACCUUUGGCAGAAAAUCCGUGGAUAUUUAGUGGUUUUAUGGAACGUGGCAGAUGGUAUACAAGUUUGGUACCUCUGCUAGACGGGCGACUGGCUCUGUUUGGCGGUUAUGUUGGGUUUGACGUAGGUUAUCCGGAGAUGUAUCAGUUUGAAACGAAUUCAUUGGUUGAAUUCUUUGAUCCAAGUCUAUUCGAGACAAAUAACACUCAAGCGGCAUGGACAGCAGUUGAUGUGAAAGCUUCACCAAACGGCCCAUUCACUUCGCUAAUUAACCAACCUUUUCAACCUACACCAGGUGUUAACUGCGAUGACAGAUGCAAACUCGACAAUCAGUAUGAUGUAUUUAAACUGUAUCCGGAAAACUACCUUCUCGACGACGGUCGAAUAUUCAUGACAAGGGAGGGUGACUGGGUUAGUAUGCGAACGAGUGACACGGCACAUAUGCGUCGAACAAAUCGAACAUAUUUUGUAACGAUCAAAGAAACGAAGAUUACAUUUAAGCCUGGACCAAGCCGGUUGGAUGAAGCCACAUCGUAUGGAACUUCAUUCUUGGACCCAAAUAGUCAGUCGAUUAUGAUUCUAGGUGGCCAACCCACAUCAAGUGGAACAUUUCUUUAUCAACAAAAAGAAAAUUAUUAUGCUGGUGGUAGAGGUAGUCGAAAGUUGGAGCAGUUUCAUUUGUCCAGUGAGCAUUGGACAAUAGAUCGUAAUUUUCUUGAUGAAGAUCGUACGAUGCACUCGGCUCUCAUCCUGCCUACACGACAAGUUUUGAUUAUUAAUGGAGCUAAUUAUGAUUUUUACGGACCGAUCUUCUACCCCAUCUUACUCACGCCUCGUUAUAAUGACCAAAAUGCAUUUAUUGGCUACCGUAAACAAAGAAUGAAUGUUGGCGUUCAGCCGAGAUUGUAUCAUAACACAGCCAUCUUACUGCCGGAUGGUCGGAUAUGGAUUUCAGGCGGUAAUUCAGCACGAGCAACAGUUCGUAAUACAAUCAUUCCUCAGCAGCAAACGAAUAUAACGCAACAGCCAAAGCCAAAUUUAGACUCAGUCGAUUUGGACAUGUAUUUUAUUGAUGAUGGUCCACUUGGUCGGCAUCAGAAAGGAAUGCUCGGUGUUCCCACUGAAAUAUGGGCUGCUGAAAUAUUUAGUCCACCAUAUUUGUUUAUCGAUGGAAAUCGACGUGCGUCGAUUCGUGAUAUUCAACUGUUGACACCACCAAAAGCUUAUAAUUACAAAUCCGUGAUCCACGAGAAAACAUAUUAUCUAUUAAAAAGCAACAAGAACUAUAACAUCAUAUUAGAUGGCUUGCCAAUGAGGUGUGGUAAGAGUAUUGCGUCACUCGUGAUGAUCAAGCUACCAUCAAAUACACAUGGCUGGGAUGGUGGACAAAAAUUCGUUGAACUACCUUAUACAGUUGUGCCAUCGAAUGCCAUAAACAACGGGACAGGACAGAUUCACCUCCGGACGCCCAACGCUCAAACAGCUAAUAUUCCGCCUGCAUUUUACAUGUUAUUUUAUGUUGACUGUAAAGGAAAACCGUCGGAAGCACAAAUGGUUCGAUUUGAUGAUCGAGCACAAGAAUUAUAG
Molecule: messenger RNA, 2226 nt
Organism: Didymodactylos carnosus
Lineage: Eukaryota; Metazoa; Rotifera; Eurotatoria; Philodinida; Philodinidae
Source: the annotation of a GenBank genome assembly